Molecule: messenger RNA, 15841 nt
Organism: Xyrichtys novacula (pearly razorfish)
Lineage: Eukaryota; Metazoa; Chordata; Actinopteri; Labriformes; Labridae
Source: the annotation of a GenBank genome assembly
AUGUUUCACUCCCUAACCCGCCUUAUCUGGAUCUUGCUCUUGCUGCCAGCGUUGGCACGAUGUCAGACUGGCGGUCAGUUUGAUGUGUGUAGAUCUCUUCGUGUCUCAGAGGCAGGACCAGGAUGGGAGUUUUACGCCUGUCAGCCGCCACCUGCCAACAUGAAGGAGGUGAUGCAGAUUAAAGUCGACCCCCCUGGCAUCACCUGUGGAAACCCACCAGAGAGAUUCUGUACACUGGUGAGAACACACACCUGGAAACACACACACACACACACACACACACACACACACACACACACACACACAUUGAAACUUUUCUUUCUUUCUAUCAUUUUUAUAUUUAUUAUAUACUAAAACAAACUCUGAUCACAGGUCUCAGGUUGUAAAUAUCAGGAGUAGUUUGCUCAUCUGACAUUUCUUCUUUUCAAUAAUAUAAAUGAUUAAAUCCUGCGAUGGUCAAAGGCCUGAACUUUAAAAGAAAUCCUUUUUUUUCCCCCCUGACAGCUGUUUUUAAAGCAGUCUUUCAUACAGAGAAUAUUCAUCCUUCUUUUGCUUACCUAAUGUAAUAGAGGAGACUGAAUUAGGUGUAAAAAUGUUGCCCUUAUGGGGAGAGUAAACUUACUCACCAAUCAUAAUUUUUGUAUAGAGUUCAUAUCUUCAAAAUUCAGAGUUUUAAAGGAAUAGGUUUCAAUCUGUCAAACACAACAUCACUCAACUCAACUUUAUUUGUUAAGCACUUUAAAACAACCACAACUGAACAAAGUGCUGUACAUAAAUAGACAAAACAACUAGACAUCAAGACAAUCAAAAAACAGUCAAAACAAUGGAUAAAAUAAAAGCAAAAUUAAAAAGUAAAAUAUAGUUUCAAUGUUUUUAGAAACUAAUUAAAAAACAUAGACACAAAUAACUAAAAACAAACCAUAAAACACUAAAACAGGAGCCGAGUUUCAUGCAGGGUUAAAAGCCAAUGAAAAAAAAAGGGUUUUAAGACGAGUUUUAAAAAUGGACAGUGUGGAUCACAUUACAUCUGAUCAGCAAAUUAAUAAAAGAUGAACAUACUUGAAUACACAGCCAAUCUACUUGUGGUCUCAAAUAUCUCAUCCUCAUAACUUUAAUAAUAAAAUGUGGAAUUUUAUGUGAAUUUUUCAGGUUUCAAUCAUAAAAGCAGCUGUUUCUUCAUCUACCCCCUCUCAACAGUUUUAGAUGUCAAGGAUUACAAUAAAAAGUUGUCGGUCUAGUCACUGAUGGUCUUGUUUGCUAUUGUUUGUCAUAACAAGGCAUCAGUAUGAAUUUCAGUGUCAUCCAUAUGCAUCAAACAACCCUCAGAGGAGUUUUAAAGGAGAGACAUAUGAUUUAAAUUAACUUAUACACAAACACAGUGUGUAACUGUAUUUACUGAGGCAGGACAGUUUUGACUUCAUGCUUCAUUUGAAAUUUUUACUUCUUUUACCUUUUUAUCUAACAAUUAAUUAUUAUUUUUGAUCCAUUUGUAAAUUAUUCUGCUGUGCUGAUGGUAGACUUAAGUCCAUGAUUGGGAUUGGUCUGUUGCAUUAAAGAAAUAACCAUAAGUUGUGUGGAUGCACUUAUGGUUAGAUUAAAAAGCUGUUGGAUGUCUUAUGGAGAUGAAAACCAGCAUUAUAUAAGCAUCUUGAUAACUGUUCUAGAUGCUAAGUGGAGUUAUAUUAAAACAGAGAGAUAUGUUGACCUGAGGCUGAACAAUCACUCUGCCAGUGGCGGAGCCAGGUGGUGGCUACCCUGAAAGAGGGGAGGAAACUACGCUAUUGCACAAGCAAAGCCAACAGCUUUUUGAGCUGUACAAGUGACAGUGUUUUCAGCAUUUGACGUACAUUGUUAGCCUCUUGCAAACACAACCCUAACUGCCCUAGUGUAAGAAAAGUAAAAUCCUAAAUGAUUUUUAUAUACAGAUGUUUAAACUCUUGUUUAAACAUACUUAUGAACAUUAUAUUGCUGCUAAACACUACACACUGCACCUUUAACUUCCAACGGGCUUCAACAUGUAAAACAACCUGGCUCAAAAUGACCCCAUAAUGCAACACUGUUUACACAAGCUCAUCUCAGUAAGGACUAAAGCUGUUCAGUUUGACCUCCAUUGUUACCAACACGAUACAAAGCAAAUUUUAACUCAUAUUAAAGACAAUACUGUAAUUAUCUGUCAGUCACUUUGUGACCCCUUAUAGUUAUCUUGUGACCUCCUGGGGAGUCCUGACCCACAGGUUUAACACACAUAUAGUCCUGCUGUCAGUCUAAUUGUGCCUUUGGGAAGUGAUGUCUGAAUUAUUGAUAUUGAAGCAAAAAUGAAAUGUGAAUUAUUGAUCACUUAGGAGCCCCACAAGAUAGGGAUUAUACAAAACAUGAUAAUGAGUCAGUGACAGCUUGAAAUCGCCCGAACUUAACUUUCAAUGCUCUUUUUGGCUCAACAUUUUUGAAUUUUAAUUAUUGCAAUAAAAAGGGCAGAAGAGAGGGUAGAAAUAAAGUGUUGAAUGUGCAUAUGGUUCCCCAGACACAUCUUUUGGAACGACUGACAGUGGUUUCACUUUAUUUUUAUUCAUAUUAAUAUUUACAAUGUGCAGAUUAAAUUUUGUGGCCACCAAGUUUCCUCUCCAAAUGGCUUCAGGGGUUUCAGCACAGACCUCUAAUUUCAUUGUGAUCACUAAAGUCCACUUGUUGUCUUGGCUCACAUCUCUGAGCCGCUAUCAGGAAUCCUGAAGUCCAUUUGAUGCCCCUCUGAAAAAGCUUUAGAGCGUCUGAUUCUUUAACCAACAUGCCGACUUCAGCAUACAGAUACUGGUUUAUCCCAUUAGUAAGAGUCACUCAGGGUUAGUUAGUGGUGGUUUAAGUCCUCUGAAUCUUCAGUGUGACAGUUGGCAGCUGCGGCUAAAGUCUUUAACACACAUACUGAUCAGAUUACCAUCAGCGUUAAUCCCCUCUCUCUAUCGCACACACACACACACACACACACACACACACACACACACACACACACACACACACACACACACACACACACACACACACACACACACACACACACACGUGCACACACUGUGAACUUUACUGCUGGAUGAAGUUGAAAAACGUGGUUGGUGUUGCUGUUUCUAAAUAUGAUAUUUCAGUUGUUUUAUCAUGAAAUACUGCUCAAUAUAUGUCACAGUCCACAAAUGUUCUUUUCUACAUAACCUUAAAUAUGGCAAAUAAAUGAUAAAAUCCAUACUGGACACUGUCAGACCACAGUGUUGUAAAAUAUCAUAUCUGGAGCAUCUCUGACCUCAGGGGAUGGGUCCACUUUAAUGCUGCAAUUUCUGAUGCCAACUCAAUAUUUUUAUGAUUUAUCAAUGUAGAUGAAUGCAUUUAAAUGACAGACUUUUUUAUAUAUUCAAAACAGGAUAAAGGCUGUUUUACAAUUGAUAAAGAAGAUUUAAAAAAACUUAAAGGAGGAAUGUUAGGAGUACAAUGUCUAAAAACCUUUGCUGGGAUAUGAUACUGUUAAAGGUCUGUCAUUUCAUUGCUAGCUGCAAACUAGUACUCAAAAAUAAACCAAGAAAUGCAAAAGCCUGCAGUUCCUUAAGUGUCCACUUGAGUUUGGUUCCAUAAGCAUAUGAAACAGGCAGAGUUCUAGGACCUAUUGACAGUGGUUGGGUGCCAUGUUGGAAAUACUGACUCAACCUAACUUUUGGUUCACCUACUAAGAGGCAAAGAGGUAAAACUGAGGUGGGUUUGUAGUGUACUCGCCACAAUGUGCCCCCUUGUCAGCCUUCAUCUCGAAUAUCAAAAAAUCCUCCUUGUAAAGUGUGUUUGGAUAGACAACUGAGCCAUGGAGAUGAAAUCUUGUUUUUGUUUAUAGGAGUGUAUGUGAUUUCAGCUGCCUCUGCAGCCCCCCUCAAGAGGACACUCAAGGAACUGCAGUUUUUAGCACUUGGCAUUGGUUUCAUUUCCCAAGACUGGAGGUUUUCAUUCAUUCAAAAGCUAAUGGAGAUCCCAUCAGAGCCCAUUAAUGAGACUUGUUUUCCAAGUGUGGUUAGACUAUUAGACUAUUAGACUACUGCCCACAGGGGAUGCCAGCCUGCUUUGUCAAGAAACUGGCCCAGGUCAACACUAUACAUGAUAGAGCCAAUUUUAAGAGACUGUGGCUCUAAUUGUUUUGUUGCUGUGAGUGUUCACUCUAUAUAGAAAUAUUUAAAUGCUUCACUUUGCCACCAGAGAACGUGUUUGUAAGACAACUGACCAAAAGGGGCAUCCUCGUCUGCUCCUUUUAAGAAUUUUUGCUUGUCAAUAAUUUUGUAACAGGUUUCAAUCUUUUGAUACUAUAGCGCAUAUACAUUGAAAGGACUGAAGCUCACCGUUUCAACAAUCCAAUGUCUCUCAGCAGUGACCCUGAUUGAACUGUUUCUGUUCGACUGUUUCCAGGAAAACCCUUACCUGUGCAGCGACGAGUGUGAUGCCUCCAGCCCUGACCUGUCUCACCCUCCUCAGCUGAUGGGAGACAGGGAGAGAGGAGGGCUCAUCACCUACUGGCAGACAGUCACAUGGUCCCGGUUUCCUGAGCCCCUGUUGGCUAACAUCACACUGUCCUGGAACAAGAGCUUGGAGGUUGUUGAUGACAUCACGAUUACCUUUGAAUAUGGCCGACCGACCAGCAUGGUGCUGGAGAAAUCUCUGGACAAAGGUGCAGUUACAGAGGGUGCAUAAGUCUUACACCAAAUGAUACCAACAUGUGGAUAACUGCUGGUGUUUGAUAUGAUGUUUUUCAGGUGUAACAUGGCAGCCCUAUCAGUACUAUGCUGAUGACUGUCUGGAGACAUUUGGUAUGUCUCCCAAACGAGUCUCUGAGUUAGCUCCAAGCAACCUAACCAGGGUUAUCUGCACCGAGCAGUACUCUCGCUGGGUGGGAGCAAAGGUUGGUUCCUGGACUUGAAACUGAUAGACAGAUCUUCCAGAUGAUACUAAUCUUCAAAUGUGAUUAAUAAAAAGUUCCUGUGUUUCCCCCUUAGGAGGAGAAGAUGGUGGUAUUCGAGGUUCGUGCUAGGUUCGGGGUGUUCGCAGGCCCCAAGCUGAUAAACAUGGAUGCCUUAUACACCCGUAUGGAGACCAUGAAGGGUCUGAGAGACUUCUUCACCUUCACUAACCUCAGACUGCGACUCCUCCGCCCAGCACUGGGAGGGACCUAUGUCCAGCGAGAUAACCUGCUGAAGUACUUCUACGCUAUAUCCAACAUCGAUGUACCUGCCAGGUAACAUCCACACAUGUUCAGAGAUAGCACAGAGGAAUUUUGUGUAGAGCAUGCAGACCUUGGCAAAGGAUCUGCAUGCUCUACCUUUGGCCCCUGACAGAGCUGCCAAGUUUGACAAGCUAGGAGUUGUGGCAAGUUGUCUUUUUCUUUUUUUGUUCUUGCAUUUGUGUUUCUUCAACAGGUGUAAGUGUAACCUGCAUGCAUCUCAGUGUGUAUUACGUGAUGCAACGCUGAUGUGCGAAUGCGACCACAACACAAGUGGACAGGAUUGCCAGCGCUGCAGCCAGGGGUUCAACCCCCGAAGCUGGAAACCAGCCUCUUAUCUGCCUCUGCCCUCAGGCACUGCCAACAUCUGUAUGUACCUAAUAUACUACUGACAUCUGAACAUGCACCUGAACACAAUACUGCUAUACUACUGACAUCUGUUUUGGACAACCAUCUGUACAUACCUUUGAACCAGACAACUGAAAACACUCUUGACAUCUGGGUACAUUCACUCACGGCCAGCACCUGUGUGUUUUUUAAUGCACUACAAGCAACCCUAGGUACCUCAACAACCUGCUCACAUCAGUUUGUAACUAAACACACUUCCAACAUGUGCAUUUACUUGUCUAUAAUGCAAACCAGUAUUGGGAUUGUCAGUAAAAACUAAUAAUUAGCUACAGUUAAUCAUAAAAGUAUUCAAAUCACUGACUUGUUGGGAAAAUUUAAAUAUAAAGGUUUACUGAUAAAAAAGUAAAUGUAGCUUGGAAAAGUAAUGUCAGUGUUACUUCUUUUUGCUGCAGUACUCCUAUCGAUGUUUCCCAUUUUUCCUUCCGAUUUAGCUCCUUGUUUUAUGACAGCAGACUCAACAGUCAGAUAUUAUCUAUGGUACAUGUUUGCUAUUUACAGUAAAGUUACAGGUAACAAGUCUGUAAAAUUUCUGUUGCAGCAUUGCUGUAAUUAAAUGUGAAAAUUAACUACUUACACAACUACUUACCAGAAAUAGUCGUGCAGUUUUCGUCCCAACAAUGCUGCCAACAUCUGUACUUUACUAAAUCCACCGCCAAUGCUGGUCCUGAGCACAUUGCCAACCCACGCAUGCAAGCUCACUCACUACAGACACUGGGAUGAACCUAAAUAAAGUGGCACGGCAUGCAUGCACCUUAACAAGCUGCUGCUUAAACUGCCUCUGUGACACUUUUGUAAAGCUGUUUGACAAGAAUUUUUUUUAAAUGUCGAUAAAUGACGUCUUUUCUUUAUUUAGAACUAGUUUCAUACUGUUUUAAAGCCAGAGGUCACCCCCACUCAAGAUCAUGUUUUUUUCUCUUUGUUCAGGUGAAGCAGCAGAAUCAGCAUCCAGUAAGUAUUCUUUAUAUGUUAAGCUGUACAUCCCCUCGCCUGCCUGUCAGUUUGUCUGUUCAUGUCUGUCUCCUCACCUGUCUGUCAGCUCUCCUGUUCACCUGUCCGUCUGUUCACCUGUUCCUGUCAUUUCCUUCCAACUCCUGUCUCCACAUCCUGACAGAAUAGUCAUAGUAGAACGGUCAGUGUUGCAUCAUGGGAAACAACUUUGCAGUCAUGUUAACUUACAGUCAUGUUAAGCACUAAAGCAGUAUUUGAUAAAUCAGGAAAGAUUUAAACAUUAUAAAUGUAUCACACGAGUUUACGUGUGUUCCCGGUAAGUUUUCCCAAACAUAAACACUCUUGGUGAAUUUACAACAUAAUCCCAUUAAUUCUGAUUGGUCACAUGUUGGAUCACACGGGUGGACAAAUUAAAUUUCAGGGUGCAUUCUGGGAGGAGAGUCUGAACGUUAAUCUGUUGUUAACGCUGACAGAUGGUGUGUUUAAUCUGUAUUAGCGUUCUUUAACCUGUCAGUCGCACACACUGUCACACACAAACACACUCACUCACAGCCACAUACAUAGACACAUAAAGCACUCUAUUGUUAACCAUUGGGAAUAUUUUGAAUAUUUUGAAUAUUUUGUUAUUUCUUAGGUAUCUUUUAGCACGACAGCACAGAAAAGCAGGAAGAUAAAAAGUUUAUUUGCAUACACAGCAUCCUAAUACAAGCACACCCUCUCACAGUUUCUCUGCUUCAGAUGUCAUCAAACUAUUCAAAAAGUUCUCUGAACAUGUUUAUAUCUUAACGCACAGGGAUCCUACAGGGUGCAACAGUGACCAAACAUAAAUUAAAUUAAACAUGAGAGAAAUAGAGAUACCUUAUAGCUAGACUGUACCUCAAAUGUGUAACAGUGACCAAGUCCACUCAGCUAGUCCUUAGGAUGGUUCAUAUUAAAUCUCAAUAAUAUGAAAGUCCACCUAAAUUUACCCUGAAAUGUCUUUGUGCUGAAACAGACAAUGUUAGUUUUAGUGGUAUGUCGAGUUGGUGACUGUUACAGAAACACUUAAAUCCAUAAAAAAUCUCUGCAGAACAGUUUUCAGUGUGUCCACAACUCAGGCUUUUGUCUUCCGGAUUGGCUCGGCAGGUUAUCUUUGUUUUUUCACAAAAGAAGGCAGAAGUAGAUUCCAAAUAAAUAGGGUUCUUUGGUGUAACUGGUGGUGUAAUGUUUUUGUUUGAUGUGACAUGAACAAGGUUGUAUCCCCACCAAAAUGUAUCACGGUUCAUAAAAGAACGGAUGACUGAGCGAACAGGUACUGCUCAAAUAAAAGAAUGUCAGGUAAAGAAUUACUUGCAACUAGAUUAUUUUCUUCCUCUUUGAUGUACCACUUCUAGGAGGAAGAAUUAAGAUGUUUUUAAGGUAUAGAAGCAGGGGUGUGUCCAGACUUUUUUAGCUGGGGUGGCCAAACCUGGGCACUGGCUUAUGCAGGGGUGGCCCAGACAUGAAAAAAAUAACAUAUUUACAACAGUUUGACACCAUUAGCUACAAAUAUUUUACCUACAAAAAAUGUAAGUAUCUUAUAACCUGCAAGUCCCACCUCUGAGAAUAGAUAUGGGGUGCCAAGGUACAACAAUUUUGGUUUCAUUGGAUAACCAAAGCCCUCUUUUACUCAUGAGCUUACAUUUUCUGGGCAAUUUUUAAAAAGAUGCCACAUGUCCAGUCACCUUCAAACACUUAUUUAUUUUGAGUCUACUGCCUGUAUUUUAAUAUGGAAAUGCAUGUUUCUGUGAGUCGUCUCAGUCAAGUUUGUGUAACCGUCAGAGUUACAGUAGAUGGCUGUUCUGCAGAGAGUUUGGUCAGUCAGUAGAGAACAUAGAUUGUAUAUAGAAUGGACAUCAUCAGCCUCCUCGCUGGGUGAAGCCUCUGCAAGAACAGCACCCCCUGGUGUCUGGUUGCAGUAUAGAUCAUAUACCCCACUUUCUCCAGCACAAUGAAUGGCGCUGUGGACAAACUUUAAACAUUAAUACAAGUCUUGUAAAAAAAAAUUUGCCCCUGGUUGUGACGUUGACAUGUAGAUAUUGCUUGACUGCUAUGUGCUCAAGUCCUCUUUUUUUCUAAGCAGCUCCACUUUUAAAGUAUUAGAGGUUAUAAAAAUGGGAAAUUACAUCAUAUUUUCUAUGAUUGACACUUGGGUACAAUUAAUGGGCAUAUGAAGAUUGCGUAGAUCAUCUGGGGGGUACACUGUUUGAGCAGAGUGUCAUCACAACAUUCUCCACCAAAUGCGAAUGCACAAAUUCUGGUUUCAGGAAAUUGAGAAAAUUCCCUGAAAUACUGUGAGCUUUUUGGCUUAGUUAUUACAAAGAGGGGAGGUGGAGUCAAGUUGUCCAUUCUUUAUAUAGUCUAUGGUAGAGGACAGAGAGCUGAGAUUCACUAAAGGGACGUAACUCUUCUUCUCUGACAGAGGCCGAUGACUCUAACACAGCACCAUCUGAUAGACCCUCUGCCUCAUCAGAUGGAGUGACUAACACUACUGCUACUGCUACUACUACUUCUACCACUGAUUUUACGACUACUACCAUAGAUAGUUUUACUACAACUACCCCUACUGAGCCAUCUACCUAUACUGGCUUGAAUAUUGGUACUCUAACUGCUUAUACAGAUACUACUGUGACUGACAGUGCCCCUUCUGACAGUAUUUUAACCUAUACUACUACCAUAACUGAAGAUACUAUCACUUCCUCCAGCACGACUGCUCCUGCUACUACAACAACUGAUGACACCACCCGUAGUGACAUUUCAACUUCUACCAAUACAGUAGAUGAAUAUACUACAACUGCCAAUAUUUCAACAAACAAUAUUAUGACUGAUGAUACCACCCCUACUGACAGUACUGUGACUACAUCUGCUACAACCACUGGUUUUACUCCCUUUACUGAUGCUACUUCUGUUUCAACUGUAUCUAUGACUAUGAUGGAUUAUGCUGCUCCAACCAGUAGUAGUACCAUGACUACUGCUACAAUAACUGACUACCCUUCCCCUACUGACACUGCUUCUAUUGCAACUAUAUCUUCGACUAUGACUGAUUAUGCUGCCCCAACUGGCAGUAGUGUUACUACUGCUGCCACAAUAACUGACUACACCUCCCCUACUGAAUCUACUUUUAUUGCAACUAUGACUUCUACUGUGGCUGCUGAUACCACCUCUACCAUCAGUACGACAAUGACCACUUUGUCUGUUUCUGACCGUUCCAUACCUACUGACAGUAUUGCUUUACUCAGCACUGUUUCUACUGUUGCAAGUACCUCUUCCAUCACUGACUUCACCUCUACUUUGGACAUAACAGCUGCCACAGAAACAAGUACUACUGGUGAUACUACUACUGUAUUGUACACUAACAAUGUUCCGACUAUCAGCACCACUAUGACAUAUUUUAGUUCUACAGCUUACUUUGUAAGCACCACUGAUGCAGGGGACUUUCCCAAAGCAGGUGUAGAUCCUACUGCUACCAUAACUGACAGUGGUACUACAUCUUUUACUACUAUCAGUGAUGCUGUUAGUACUACAAGUUCAGAUGCAUUCCUAGACUUAAGCAGUACAACAAUACCCACUGUGGACCCAACUUUACCAAGCAGUCCAUCUCUGGACACUGGAGACUUGCUGUACAAAACAGCUGCCACAGUAACUGACACAAUCACUCCCAGUAACGCUAUUAGCGUCUCCAGUCCUUCAAGUUACACCAGCACCUACAGCCCCACUAUCACAGGCCGUAGUACUGACUCAAAGGUGUCUAUUUCUGACCCAGUGACUGCACCAUAUGAUACCAUCUCCUCACCAGUCAGCACAGACUCCACCCUCUCUGGAACUGGUACUUCCAACCUGAUCACCAGUACUACCCAAUCUGUGGAAGGUACUACAUCAUCAACUGGGGCACCAACAACUGCAUCCAUAACCCCAGCCAGUGACUUGGCUCCAUCUGGAGAUACUCCAUCCACUGGGUCAGCCACAACCAAUCAGGCUGCAGAUCCUUCACCCACUGCAGGAGCUGACAGAACUUCUUCAGAUGUUCCUCCAGAUUUUUCAAUGAAUGUUCCAUCUCCUGAUGGAAUUCCUGAUAUACCUUCUCUGGAUGUACCUUCCCCAGACGUACCUUCCCCUGAUUUAACUCCCCUUGGUGUAACCUUCCCUGACAUAUCCCCUGAAGUACCAGCUCCUGAUGUACCCCCUUCUGGUCCUUCUUUAGAUGCAAGUCCUACAGAUGUGUCUCUUCCUGAUGUUUUACCCCAAGUACCAACUCCCCUUACACCUCGUUCUGAUCUUCCUUAUCCUGAUGUGCCCCCUACAGAUGCACCUCUUCCUGACAUACCACUGGAAUCAACAGUACCUUCCCCAAAUAAAGCCCUUCCUGAUGUACCUCUUCCAGAUUUACCAUCCUCAAGUAUAUCUCCUCUGGAUUUACCUUCUCCUGAUGUAUCCCUGACUGAUGCUCCUUCCCUUAAUGUACCACAGGAAAUGCUACCUACAGAUGUUCCUCCUCCAGAUCAAGCAACCCCUUAUGGACCUCCCCUUGAUGUACCCCCUGUAGAUGUACCUCCUCCUGAUGUAACCUCCCCUGAUGCACCUUUACCAGAUAUACCUCUUCCUGAUAGUCCACCUUCUGAUGUACCUUCACCAGAUAUUCCAUCUCCUGAUUCAUUUCCCUUUAAUGUACCUCUUGAUGUGUCUCCCCAAGUACCAACUCCGAAUGUACCUCCUCCUGACAUACCCCCUCCUGAUGUACCCCCUCCAAAUGUACCUCCUCUAGAUGUACCAUCUCCUGACACACCUCCUCCAGAUGUACCAUCUCCUGAUCUACCUCCUCCAGAUGUACCUUCUCCUGAUCUACCUCCUCCAGAUGUACCCCUUCCUGAUGUACCUCCUCCAGAUGUACCCCUUCCUGAUGUACCUCCUCCAGAUGUACCCCUUCCUGAUGUACCUCCUUCAGAUGUACCUCUUCCGGAUGUACCUCCUCCUGAAGUACCUCCUUCAGGUGAACUUCUUCCAACUGUACCUCUUCCUGAAGUACCUUCUUCAGGUGAACCAUCUCCUGGUUUACCUCCUCCAGAUUUACCUUCUCCUGAUGUACCUUCUCCGGAUGUACCUCCUCCAGAUAAACCUCCCUCAGAUGUUUCUCCAGAAGUGCCCUCCUCUAGGACUCCAGACACUCUGAUAGAUGCACCUUCUCCUGACGGACUCCCUCCUAAGGCAUCUCCCCCUGAUGCUCCUGUGGACCCCUUGAUGCCUUCUUCUGAAGUAGGGGGAGGUAAUGGAGCACCUGACAAAAGCUUCACUGCUGUGGAUCAAUUUAAUCCUGGUGAAUUGGCCCCUGUGGACUUCUCCUUCCCCUCUCCCGGAGACCCAAAUACAACUGAACUCAAACCAGAUUCCGGAGCAGUGCCUGUCAGUGAUCCUGGGACCACUUCAGAGGAUUCCAGGGGAACUAUUGAUGAUCCUAAACCAAACUCAGCAGAUUCCAGAGGUGAUUCCCUCUCAACAGGGCAAGAUACAGAACAGACAGGAAAGGGUGAACCAGACUCUCCUGCACCAGACAAUGCAAGUCCAGGUUCUACGUCAGCAGAAGGAGUAGAUUCUGAUGGAGCCAGUGGACUAACAGGAGGAUUAGAGCCAGUAGAAAAGAAAGAUUCCACACAAGAGACAACAGGAGCACUUGAUCGUGCAAAACCUGAUACAGACUUGAAAACUGAUUCCUCCAAAGUAGCGAAUGAUCCUGGAAAAUAUCCUUUAACAGCUUUAACGGAAAAGAAGCCAUCUGAAGAGGAUACAGCUGCCAGUGGACCAACAGGAGGUUCAGAUCAGAAUAAAGACUCUAAAGAAGAGAAGACAGGAGAGCAAAAAGAGGUCAAAGGUACAUAGUGAGGAACCAUUACAGUUCUUUGUAGUGCCUUAUCCCUGUUUUUCCCUUUGCAUCCUUUGAUGAAUUUGUUGGACUUAAUGCUCUACAUGGGGUGUUGUUAACAUGAGCACAGGCUGGAUGUACAAAAAAUAGACCAGAGCUAAUUAAGCCCAUACAUGUCUUGAUCAUGUAGCUUAAUCCUUCAGACAGCUAUAGAAACCUGUAUAUUAUAAAGUUUUAUCAGAGCUGUCACGUCACUGAAGGCUAGACUGAAAAGCAGGUUCACUAGUGACUAAAUUUCAAACCUUCUUCAAAUAAACUGUGGUUCCCGUUGUUGCAUAAAUUCAAGCACUUUUUUUCUUUAUCAAAUCUCACAGUAACUGAGGUCAAAGAGGAAACAAAAAAGGAAGAAAAAGGGAAAAAGAGGAAGGAGAAAGAGGAGAAAGACUACGAGAAGAAGAAAGGUAUAUAUCUAUGAAUUUUGUAAUACUGUACUGCCACCUACUGGUUGGUGUUAGAAACAGUGGUUGUAGUAGUUGCCCUAAAGUCAGAAUAGAGAAUUGAAGAUACAUCAGAGGCACUAUGACCUUAUGUCCUCUACUUGUCCUGAGUUGCUAAGCGCUGACCUAUGAUUGGAAACUAGAGUAAUGUUUAGACUUGACUCUUGCAAUGGUUACAUGUCUUGUUUUGUGUCUAAAGCCCAGAAGAUUCUGAUUCCUGGAGGACCAAAGUUUAGUCAACUGUCAAAAAUUGCCUUCGUCACCUUUGAGGGUAAGACUGCCCCUGACCACACGAUUCCUUCACCUUUACUGGACCUGCCUAUACACAAUACCCUUACCCAUGCAAAAUGUAUCCCUUCCCUGUAGAAGUCAUUACUCCCAGAGGAACUGAAGGUGUACUCAGACAUUUUUAUAUUGCCCCUGUUUAGUCUGUGACAGUAGAUGGUGCUCCCCUUCCCGAUGCCUCUCUCCAAUGUUACCCUCUCUUGCUGAUCACUGUUGGGGUUAAAAUGUAAUUUAAUGCUUUGACUCAUAAAAGCAAAUGGACAAGCUUGAUUGCACUGUUCAACCCCAUAAUAUAUCUGUUUCUAUCUGUGCUGCCAUCUUCAUCGCUUCAUCUCACCUGUUCGAUUUCCAUUAUGUCUUGAUGUUGCUUUGUCCAUUAAAUGUGUAUAUAACUCACAAUGGUUGUAAACAGAGAUGGAUGAUGCCUCUUUGCCUACACUCACUGUACCAAAAUAGAGUAUCGUGUUAGUUCAGGCAAGCCCACAAAGUCAAGAUCAGCCCAUAUUAGCUGACAGCUCAGCAGAUUACCUUGUACACAUCCAACUGGCAAACGUCAAAACAGGCUCUCUAUUUAAACUGCUUUAGCCUGCCCACUCUUGCUUCUACCCUAACAAACUGUUCGGCAACCAACCUCCAACCCAACCCUUACUUUUCAUCCUGUCUCUGAUUCCCUAGUGUCAAAUGUAUUGUCAAUGAUAGCUGCUCUGUUCUGUACCUCAGGGGUCUUUGCUGCUGCUGUCCUUGUAUUGACUGUGGCAUUGAGACCCCCUGUCCUUUCAUGCAUGUAUGUGGAAGGGCAAGGGGUCAACAGAGGUCAAUCAUGGCUCAACACUUGUUUUUGGAAAAACAAGAAAACUGGACAUCUAAGAUAAAUGUGAAAGAAAAUUAGAACAGAGGUCAUACUUGAACAUUUCAAUGUUUUUUUUUAAUUAUUGUUUUCCUUUAAAAAUUUGACCCAUGUUCCAUCUGUUUCCAUGGGAUGGGUGAGCUUUACCUAUUUAGAGCUAUUCUCCAGCCUGUGACUGGAGGAGCUCCAAAUAACUUGACUUAUUACUUUUGGAGGAGGGGGGCAUCAGCUCAGGUUUGACUUUGUCUGUGUCUGUUUCCAUCAGACUGUGAGUGUAAUGGUCACUCAAACCGCUGCAGCUACAUUGACUUCAUCAACGUGGUCACUUGUGUGAGCUGCAAACACAACACACGAGGACAGAACUGUCAGUUCUGCCGCCUUGGUUACUACAGAAACACCUCUGUGACGAUAGACGAUGAGCAAGUCUGUGUCGGUCAGUACUAUGCCAGCACUUUUAAGAAUGAACGAUUAUGGUUGUGAUGAUUAUGGGAAAGAUGAAGAUGGUGAUGGUGUUCUGUUUGUCCUCAGAGUGUGACUGUGAUCCAGAUGGCAGUAUUUCAGCUCAUUGCGCUGACUCUGGUCUUUGUCAGUGCAAACCAGGAGCCACAAGCCGCCGCUGUGACUCCUGUCAGUCUGGAUUUACCUGGAGAGGAGAUGGAACUGGCUGCACUGGUAAGCAUGUACUCUGCAGCCGCUUGCCAGUUCUCAAGACCACUAAGUUGAACAUUUGACACUCAGAAUCUGUAAAUAAUCAUCAUAAAAAAGGUGGGUCAUCAAGUGUAAAUUUUGGGACAUUGUCAUUAAUUAUUUGUGAUGGCAAAUUGCACACUGACACAUAAUGUGUUGGGAUGAGUUGGGUUGUCAGUAUCUGAAAACUUAACUUGGCUGUUUUUAUCAGAUAAAUUUUGAUAUCACAAUAAUUAAAAAUAUUGGCAUAAUAACAAGUGGUGUAUAUUGGGCAUUCUUACUUUAAUAUUAACCAUGGCAUGUUGGCUAAAACACUUAAUUCUGACAAACUGAGCCUGUUCAAUGUCACCUUCAGCAAUUUGUUUUCAUUAUUUCAAAAUACUCUCCUAUACGACGUGCUUCUUUUGCCUUUUGUGGUAAUACUAUCUUUGUCUUGUGUGAUGAAAAUUUAGUCCUUGCUUAGAUGUGGUAUCAAAUUAGACUACCCCUGCCUGACCAAUCACUUUCCUUCCUUAGAGAACGUGUGUGAUGACGAGCGUUUGAUUUGUCAGAACGGAGGAACCUGUGUCGACUUCCAGCAGUGCCUUUGUCCAGACAAAUUCACAGGUAAACUCACACAUUGAUGAUGUCAUAGCUCAGGUCAUGAGUGUCUUAUGAUAUUGCAGAUCAGAUUAUAAAUCUGGCUACUGGUAGUGAACAAAGAUGAUGUACUUUAGGGUGCAUGUGCAGUUUGGCAAUGGAAGUUUGGCGGAGUGCAAGGUUUAACCACAUGGGGAUUAACCACCAAACAUCUGGAUGAAUGGAGUUUCACUUGCCAAAAUGUGUAUUCUUAUUUUUUAUGACAUAAGCAGUAAAUUGGUCAAUAAAUGUUUUAUGACAACGUGUGUCUGAAGAUUGUUAUAAAUAGUCUAACUAAUCAUGUCCUGUGUCCAGGUACACUCUGUGAGAAGAACGUAUGUUUUAAGAAAGGUGGUUGCCUCGAUAGUGCUGACUCCUCCUCCUCCGCUAUGACCUCACACUUCUACUUGCUGACCCUGAGUCUGAUGUACUCCAUUUUAUGCUGA